AUGCCUGGUCCUGACGAUUUGAUUCCUAGUAUCGUCCGUGGUUCUCAAACUCCUAUGCCUCCCCCUCCUACACCAAAUCCGAUUGAAGGGAUUCUUGCCGCAGGCACCGGAGUAGCUCUCGUUUUUUCAUUUGCUCUUCUUUACUUGAUUGCUUUGAUUACUUGCUAA
This is a messenger RNA of Paraglomus brasilianum, 168 nucleotides long. The record is from the annotation of a GenBank genome assembly. Lineage: Eukaryota; Fungi; Glomeromycota; Glomeromycetes; Paraglomerales; Paraglomeraceae.